Cynocephalus volans (Philippine flying lemur) is the source of this 951-nucleotide messenger RNA. Its product is annotated as olfactory receptor 5B17-like. Gene Ontology annotation, cellular component: membrane. The record is from RefSeq and is a predicted model, not a curated record. Bases 4 to 951 code for a protein of 315 amino acids. Gene Ontology annotation, biological process: sensory perception of smell; G protein-coupled receptor signaling pathway. NCBI's taxonomy places the organism in Eukaryota, Metazoa, Chordata, Mammalia, Dermoptera, Cynocephalidae. Gene Ontology annotation, molecular function: odorant binding; olfactory receptor activity; G protein-coupled receptor activity. The transcript has a single exon.
UCCAUGGAGAAUAAAACGAAGGUGAGUGAAUUCAUCCUGCAAGGACUAACCAGUGCCCAAGAACUGCAGGUUCCCCUCUUUAUAAUGUUCAUGCUCAUCUACCUCGUCACUCUGAUUGGGAAUCUGGGGAUGAUCAUGUUGAUCCUGCUGGAUUCUCGGCUCCACUCUCCCAUGUACUUUUUCCUCAGUAACCUGUCUCUGGUGGACUUUUGCUACUCAUCAACUGUCACUCCACAGGUUUUGGGUGGGCUGCUUAUUGAAGACAAGGUCAUCUCCUACAAUGCGUGUGCUGCUCAGAUGUUCUUUUUUACAUUCUUGGGUACUGUGGAAUGUUAUCUCUUGGCUUUAAUGGCCUAUGACCGCUACGCAGCAGUGUGUAAACCCCUCCAUUACACCACCAUGAUGACUGCAAGUGUGUGUGCUCAUCUGGCCAUAGGCUGUUAUGUCGUUGGUUUUCUGAAUGCUUCUAUCCAAACUGGAGACACCUUCUGCCUCUCUUUCUGUAUGUCCAGUGUGAUCCAUCACAUUUUCUGUGAUGUUCCAGCAGUCAUGACUCUGACUUGCUCUGGGAAGCACAUUAGUGAGCUGAUCCUUCUUCUUAUUUCAAGCUUUGACGUCUUUUUUGCACUUUUUGUUAUCUUGAUUUCCUACCUGCUCAUAUUUAUCACCAUUUUGAAGAUGCACUCAGGUGAGGGAUAUCAGAAGGCUUUAUCUACCUGUGGCUCUCACCUCAUUGCAGUUUCCUUAUUCUAUGGAACUGUUAUCAUCAUGUACUUACAGCCCGGCUCCGGUCACUCCAUGGACACAGGCAAAAUUGCAUCUGCGUUCUUCUAUACUAUGGUUAUCCCCAUGCUGAACCCUAUAGUCUACAGCCCGAGAAACAAGGAGGUCAACAGUGUGUUCAAGGAGGUUAUAGAAAAGGCAAAACAUUCUCUAGGUUUGGUAUUUUAA